Leptinotarsa decemlineata (Colorado potato beetle) is the source of this 2800-nucleotide messenger RNA. It is a transcript of the gene tyn, whose product is annotated as trynity. The record is from RefSeq and is a predicted model, not a curated record. Lineage: Eukaryota; Metazoa; Arthropoda; Insecta; Coleoptera; Chrysomelidae. Gene Ontology annotation, biological process: anatomical structure morphogenesis.
UUUUUGUUUCAGGUAAAUGUCACCGCCCAUUAACAUUUGCUGCUCAUCACCAAUGAAGAUGACGAACCACAACCGACAUGUGAUAGCCCUCAUUCUAGUCUUAGCAAAUUUAUAUGGAAUUUUAGGGAGGAUAGCCUUCGAGAAGCUCACAGACUAUGACUACCGAGGCAACACCUACUAUACCGUCAAAAACCUCAGUCUAUACGAGUGCCAGGGCUGGUGUCGAGAGGAACCAGACUGUCAGGCAGCAGCUUUCAGCUUCGUCCUUAAUCCACUGAUACCGGUGCAAGAAACGCUGUGCCAGCUCCAGAACGAAACGUCUUCCAACAAUCCCUCUGCCACUCCCCAGCGUGCGGCCAACAUGUACUACAUGACCAAGCUGCAGGUGCGAUCGGAGAAUAUUUGCCUGAGGCCGUGGUCCUUCGAAAGAGUGCCCAAUAAGAUGAUCAGAGGGUUGGAUAAUGCGCUCAUAUAUACUUCUACGAAGGAGGCUUGUCUUGCUGCUUGCUUGAAUGAGCAUCGCUUCACGUGCCGGUCCGCAGAGUACAACUAUGUGACGCUGCAAUGUCAGCUGAGCGAUACUGACCGUAUCAAUAUAAAUUAUUGAGUUCAGCUUAUACUUGAAAUAGGCAAAAAAUUCUUCGAAAAUAUUUGUUUGCUCCACCAUGAAUACCAAUGACAAUUGCCUCCUUCUUCUGCAGGUACCAGAGUCUUCCAAACCCCGAGGAUAGGAGUAGCCGACGAUAAGGUAGCGCAGUACGCGAGUCUCCACUACUACACGGAUAAAGAACUCCAAGUGACCGGCGAGGCUGCUUGCAAACUAGCAUGCGAAAUCGAAAAUGAAUUCCUCUGCAGGUCAUUCUUGUACAGGGGUCCACCGCAAGGUACACAGUACAACUGUCAGUUGUUCCAUUUAGACCACAAAACCCUACCAGAUGGGCCCAGUACAUAUUUGAAUGCUGAGAGACCACUCAUCGAUAACGGAGAAAGAAUUGGAUCGUAUUUCGAAAACAACUGUGAAAAAGCGACUGCUGCAUCCGGUGCCACAUCAGAUAACACCCUUCCUGUGGUCUUCGAGACCACUGAAGACGCUACUCUGAACAACCUGACGAGGAGCGAUGUCAACUGCGACAAAACUGGUACUUGCUACGAUGUAUCGGUCAACUGCAAAGACACCAAGAUAGCCGUGCAAGUGAGAACCAAUAAGCCUUUCAACGGCAGGAUUUAUGCUUUGGGAAGAUCAGAAACUUGCAAUGUUGAUGUAGCCAACAGCGACCUCUUCCGACUUGACUUGACUAUGGUUGGUCAGGAUUGCAACACACAGUCUGUGACUGGCGUCUACAGUAACACAGUAGUUUUACAACACCACAGCGUGGUCAUGACAAAGGCUGAUAAGAUCUACAAAGUCAAGUGCACCUACGAUAUGUCUUCAAAGAACAUAACCUUCGGAAUGAUGCCAAUCAGAGACCCAGAGAUGAUCAGCAUCACUUCUGCUCCUGAAGCACCUCCACCAAGGAUCAGAAUCUUGGACAGCCGUCAACGUGAAGUUGAGACCGUGCGUAUUGGAGAUAAACUCACAUUCAGGAUUGAAAUUCCAGAAGACACACCUUAUGGUAUCUUCGCAAGAAGCUGUGUCGCCAUGGCGAAAGACUCGAAGAGCACCUUCCAGAUCAUCGAUGACGAGGGAUGUCCUGUUGACGCGACCAUUUUCCCCGCUUUUACUCCAGAUGGAACCGCAUUGCAAUCAGUCUACGAAGCGUUCAGGUUCACGGAAUCCUAUGGUGUCAUCUUCCAGUGCAACGUUAAAUAUUGUCUGGGACCUUGCGAACCUGCUGUUUGUGAAUGGGGCAGAGACUCUCUAGAAUCUUGGGGAAGAAAGAAGAGAAGUGUAAGCAAUCAAACAGAUGAAGAGAAAGAAGAAGACAUGACGCUUAGUCAGGAGAUUCUGGUGUUGGACUUUGGAGAUGAAAAACAAUCCGAAUAUUUGAGAAACGAUCUAUCCAGUGCUGAUUUUGGAAAAGACAAAACUGUGACGAUCGUCGAACCUUGUCCGACCAAAACCUCAGUCCUAGCUCUGGGAGUGACAUGUGCCUUACUAGUUUUACUGUACAUCACCACACUAUUCUGCUACUACAUGAAGAAAUGGCUGAAUCCAGGAAAACAUCUUGCCUGAAUAGUGUAAAACAGAAUCAUAGACUCCUUUAUGGUGCUUUCUGAAAUCAACGCGAUUCCCUUAUUUGGGGAGUUGAUAGUUUUCUCAACAGUACGAAGGACGGUCAAAAAUUUCCCGUUGAAAUUCAGUAAUGAUAUUCUGGCUGACCCUCGUAAUGUAAUUUAGUAAGAAAAAUUGUCGGACGGGAUUUUCCCAGUUCAACAAAAGUCUCGCAAUAAUUAAAUAUAAGUAACUGAAUUCUCGGGGUGGUGAUGGUCUGGUGGUGGGACAGCUUUACGAAUCUGUAGUAUACAGGGUUAUUCAAAGCACGGGUCUAAUGAAAAGUUGGUCAUUCGAAGUCAUUGCCGUAUUUUGGAAUAACCCUAUAUGAAGAUUAAUAUUAUUUUACCGUUACAAAAAUUAUACUUAUUUAUUCGUUUGAUCUCUUUUCAUAGGAGUUCCUUUUAACGCACUGAUUUCGUUCUUCCGGAACAGAUUUUGUGGCGGUAAGAUUUUAGAUUUCUCUCUGCUAGUGAUUUUUAGUGCUUAGGAUUAUUUAUUGUAGUAUUUAUUGUUCAUCGGUUUUUUUUGUAUAUAUUUAUAUGGAAUUUCAAGUCUAUUUUUUAUUUAUAUUAGGAUUUUUUAUUA